Messenger RNA from Danaus chrysippus (African queen), 372 nucleotides. NCBI's taxonomy places the organism in Eukaryota, Metazoa, Arthropoda, Insecta, Lepidoptera, Nymphalidae. The record is from the annotation of a GenBank genome assembly.
AUGACCGGUCGCGGUAAAGGAGGAAAGGGUCUGGGAAAAGGUGGAGCCAAGCGUCACAGGAAAGUGCUCCGUGAUAACAUCCAGGGCAUCACCAAACCGGCCAUACGUCGUCUGGCAAGAAGAGGAGGCGUCAAACGUAUCUCCGGUCUGAUAUACGAAGAGACCAGAGGCGUACUCAAAGUGUUCCUCGAGAACGUCAUCCGCGACGCGGUAACGUACACCGAGCACGCUAAGAGGAAGACCGUCACAGCCAUGGACGUCGUGUACGCCCUUAAGCGUCAGGGACGCACCCUCUACGGUUUCGGCGGGUUAAAGCAGCAGCAGCAGCCAUAUCCUCCGAUAUACACACACGAAGACGACGACGUGAUAUAA